AUGGCUAGCAACCGCACUCGCCGCAUCGGCAAAGAGAUUGCCGACAUCCAUGCCGACUUGCAUUCUCAGAUCAAAGCCGAGCCAUUCUACAAUAAUGACGACGUGACACAUCUGAGAGGGUCUUUCCCUGGACCUCCCGGCACUCCUUAUGAAGGUGGUACAUACAAUAUCGAAAUCAAGAUCCCUACCGACUAUCCUUUCCGUCCACCUACCAUGAAGUUCGAGACCAAAGUAUGGCAUCCGAAUGUCAGCAGCCAAACGGGUGCGAUUUGUCUUGACACGCUUUCGAGCGCUUGGUCGCCAGUUUUGACGAUCAAGUCGGCUCUGCUUUCAUUGCAGUCUUUGCUCAGCACCCCUGAACCCAAGGAUCCGCAAGAUGCUGAAGUGGCUAACAUGCUCCUCAAGACCCCCAAGGAGUUUGAGCGAGUUGCACGCGAUUGGGCUGUCAUUUACGCUGGUGCUCCCAUGAGUGAUGAUAAUGCCGGAGGAUACAGCGUAGACGACGUCCACAUCGGCGAUGAAGACAACUUAGCAAAAUAUGACGGGUACAACAAGGAUUUGGUUGACCGUUUCGGCAGCAUGGGUUUCGAUGUCGAACGUGUUGUCGCGGCUUUCCGGUUCGUUGGUGCCGACCGGAUGGGAGGUCAGGAUUACCAGCUAGAUGAAGGAAAGAUGGGUGAUAUUACUGCCCGACUGCUUGGGGAGUGA
Molecule: messenger RNA, 708 nt
Organism: Penicillium olsonii
Lineage: Eukaryota; Fungi; Ascomycota; Eurotiomycetes; Eurotiales; Aspergillaceae
Source: the annotation of a GenBank genome assembly